UUCAGGAUACAGGACGCUGGGAGAACUGCCCCCUCAGACAAGAGCUGCUGGCUGACAGGGAAGCGACAGCUCAACGGCCGAAGAUCUCCCGCUGCCUCGGUGGGAAGAGAGUGAGACAAAGUGAGAGACACAGCGUGAGAGGUUCUUCCCUGCACUUGCACAAUGCGCACUCUCAUCGUCCUUACCCUCCUGGCUGUCCUGGUGAUGGCGGCUACUUGCUAUGAGUCCCAUGAGAGCAUGGAAUCCCACGUGUAUCUCUAUCCCUUCAUCAACAGGAGAAGGGCCAAUGACUUCAUACAGCCUCAUAUGAGACUACAAGCCAUCUCUCAGGAGAGGAUCAGGGAACGUAGCAAGGCCCCCCAGGAACAUCAGAGGGAGAUGUGUGAAGACUAUCACCCCUGUGAACUCUACGCUUAUCACCAUGGCUAUGCUGCUGCUUACAGGCACUAUUUUGGGAGGAGGAGGACUAAGUAAAGGAAGACUUGUCUCCACCAUGAGGCCUGGAGCCCGGGGUGUCCUCCCAGAAAAAGCAAUGGCUCUGAAAUAUAUGCAGCUGCUUGUUUCCCUAUAUGUUAUCCUGCCUGCUGCUUCACUCCCAUGUAGCCAUGGAUUCCUGCAUUCUGUGUUAACUAGCGCUGAGCUGACGUAGCAGAGGUCGGAGGGAGUUCAGGCUGUGGGUAUUUGCUACACAAUAAAUUGCUGGUUUGAUACUAUC
This is a messenger RNA of Struthio camelus australis, 715 nucleotides long. RefSeq names its product matrix Gla protein (gene MGP). Gene Ontology annotation, molecular function: calcium ion binding. Gene Ontology annotation, cellular component: extracellular region. NCBI's taxonomy places the organism in Eukaryota, Metazoa, Chordata, Aves, Struthioniformes, Struthionidae. The record is from RefSeq and is a predicted model, not a curated record.